GCUGCUGCCUGUCAGUGAGGCACUGAUCAGACGUGUGUGUGUCAGAGUGCUGCUGUCUCUCGGCCAUGGCCUGUCUGAUGGCUGCCUGGUCCGUCCACAACCCCACUGUCACCAACUCCAUCAUCAUGAACACCAACGGGCCCCCAGACCUUAUGUUGGAUCCACGGACAGUUUGUGUUUGUAUGGAUGAGGUGGUCAACAAGCGGCCGGCGGGCAGCCAGCAGACGCCAAUGCUGCAGGGACACCUGAAGAAGGUGGACAACAACCUGACGGAGGCCCAGAGGUUCUCCUCGUUACCUCGCAGACCCGCGGUCAACAUUGAGUUCAAAGACGUCUCCUUCGUGGUCAGAGAGGGACCCUGGUGGAGGAAGAAAGGUUACAAAACUCUGCUCAAAGCCAUCUCUGGGAAAUUCACCAGUGGGGACCUGGUGGCGAUCAUGGGGCCCUCGGGAGCCGGAAAGUCCACGCUCAUGAAUAUCCUGGCCGGGUACAGGGAGACGGGGAUGAAGGGCGAGAUCCUGAUCAACGGGCAGCCCAGAGACCUGCGCUCUUUCCGGAAGGUUUCCUGUUACAUCAUGCAGGACGACAUGCUGCUGCCUCACCUCAGUGUCCAGGAGGCCAUGAUGGUGUCGGCCAGCCUGAAGCUGCAGGAGAAGGAGGAGGCGCGCAGAGACAUGGUCCGGGACAUCCUGAUGGCUCUGGGUCUGCUGGAAUGUGCUCAAACCAGGACGUCUCACCUGUCGGGGGGGCAGAGGAAACGGCUGGCCAUCGCUCUGGAGCUUGUCAACAAUCCGCCGGUCAUGUUCUUUGAUGAACCCACGAGUGGCCUGGACAGCUCGUCAUGUUUCCAAGUGGUGUCUCUGCUCAAAGCUCUGGCUCGAGGAGGACGGACGGUUAUCUGCACCAUCCACCAGCCGAGCGCAAAACUGUUCGAGCUCUUCGACAAGCUGUACGUGCUGAGUCAGGGUCAGUGUAUCUACAGGGGACAGGUGUCCAGUCUGGUCCCGUACCUGAGAGACCUCGGGCUGAACUGCCCCACGUACCACAACCCCGCUGACUUCGUGAUGGAGGUGGCGUCCGGAGAGUACGGGGACCAGAUGAUCAGGCUGGUGACGGCAGUUCAGGAGAGGAAGUGUGAGAAAGACCACCAGCCCGAGCUCAACGGAGACAGCACCCUCCACCCCUUCCUGUGGCAGCGCACCGAGGAGGAGAGCUCAUCGUCUGAAGGCUGUCACAGCUUCUCUGCUAGCUGCAUGACGCAGUUCUCCAUCCUGUUCAGGAGGACCUUUCUCAGCAUCCUCAGAGACUCGGUGCUGACUCACCUGAGGAUCUCGUCUCACAUUGGGAUCGGCGUUCUUAUUGGUCUGUUGUAUCUGGGUAUCGGGAACGAAGCCAAGAAGGUUCUGAGUAACUCGGGGUUCCUCUUCUUCUCCAUGCUGUUCCUCAUGUUCGCCGCUCUGAUGCCCACGGUGCUCACCUUUCCUCUGGAGAUGGGCGUCUUUCUGAGAGAACACCUCAACUACUGGUACAGCCUGAAAGCGUACUACCUGGCCAAAACCAUGGCUGAUGUCCCCUUCCAGGUAGUGUUCCCGGUGGUGUACUGCAGUAUCGUGUACUGGAUGACGGCUCAGCCUUCGGACGCCGGCCGGUUCUUCCUCUUCCUGUCUCUGGGGAUUCUGACAUCUCUGGUGGCUCAGAGUCUGGGUCUGCUUAUCGGAGCCGCCUCCACCUCUCUGCAGGUGGCCACGUUUGUGGGUCCGGUCACGGCGAUCCCGGUUCUGCUGUUCUCCGGGUUCUUCGUCAGCUUCGACACCAUCCCCUGGUACCUGCAGUGGAUGUCCUACAUCUCUUACGUCAGGUACGGGUUCGAGGGCGUCAUCCUGUCCAUCUACGGCCUGGGUCGUGAUGAUCUUCACUGCGAUGAAGGUGAGGCGUGUCACUUCCAGAAGUCUGAGGCAAUCCUCAAGGAGCUGGACAUGCUGGACGCCAAACUCUACCUGGACUUCAUUGUCCUCACCAUCUUCUUUUUCUCUCUGAGACUCAUUGCUUAUUUUGUCCUCCGGUACAAAAUCAGCUCUGAGAGGUAGAGCAGUGCCAGGAGGAAGAGGAGGAGUCGCAGAGCAAGAGCCCAGAGGCCGAAGAGCAGCUGUCCAGUUUGUCUCCACUUUGACUCGCUCUUAAACAACACAUGAAGAAGAGAUGGCGUGUGAGGACGCCGCAAGCCUACAGGGGUAGAUCUCAUGGUCUCAUGGAGGUCCUGUGGGACCAGGAGCUGGUCUUCUGGAUCCUGGAGGUUUCACCAUGCCACAUCCUGACUAAUUUCUACUUUUUAGAAUAAAAGCCUCUGCAGUUGCAGGAUGAUGACAUCUCUGCCUCUUUAGUUUAUUGCUGAGGUCAAAGGUGAGAGCAGCACAGAGGCCCUGAUUCCCUGACUAAACGCUUGAGUUCUGUCCUUCAUGUUUAAGCAUCCUGCGAGCCUCUGCAGAUCCACCGAAUUCAGUGAUGCAGGAACGUUUCAGAUUUUGCAAAUCCUGGAAAACUGUCCAAAGACAUGCAGCUUGUGGGGAUAGGUUAAUUGGAUAAUUCAAAUUGCCACUAGGUGUGAAUGAGCGAGUGAAUGUGAGUGCGAAUGGUUGUCUGUCCCUGUGUGUUGGCCCUGCGACAGACUGGCGACCUGUCCAGGGUGUACCCCGCCUCUCGCCCUAUGACAGCUGGGAUAGGCUCCAGCGCCCCCCGCGACCCUGAAGAGGAUAAGCGGAAGCGAAUGGAUGGAUGGAUGGAAAACUGUUGGAUGAAGUUUUCAGCAGUGCAUUUAAAAGUUUUUUAAUCUUCUUAACAUCCACCCAACGUACAUUCACACGCAAAGACACAUGAUUUCAAACAAAACAUCUUCUAGAUCCAGGAAGCUUUUCUAAAACAAAACUCAAUGUGCUGCUGGUGAAAGCUAACGGGAUAAAAAUUCUGAAAAAUCUAACUUUUGAGCAGAAAGUGUUUGGGAUUAAAUCCACAUGAUUCAGAUAUAAAAGUUUUACAAUAAAUAUGAAUAAAAAUAAUUGUCUGGAACCUGUUUAAGCACAAAUGUUGCAUCUGUUUACUUUUACAAAAUUCACAUUAAAGACAUUUUAGUAAACUUUCCUGUGAAAAAACAGAAAAACUGACAUUUCAAUAAAACAAUAAAACGAUAAUUACCCACACCGUCUUCUGAAAGGGAGGAUGAACAAAACAAUGAAAAUAUCAAAAGUAUUUGUCAUGUUGAGAUGCUGUUUAUUCCUGAUCAUUUUACUGGCUGUGACAGAACUAAUUAAACUGAAUUAUGGGAACGUUA
Molecule: messenger RNA, 3325 nt
Organism: Pelmatolapia mariae (spotted tilapia)
Lineage: Eukaryota; Metazoa; Chordata; Actinopteri; Cichliformes; Cichlidae
Gene: abcg1
Product: ATP-binding cassette, sub-family G (WHITE), member 1
Exons: 15
Coding region: 66-2087 (673 amino acids)
Biological process (GO): cholesterol efflux; cholesterol homeostasis; transmembrane transport
Cellular component (GO): membrane
Molecular function (GO): ATP hydrolysis activity; ATP binding; ABC-type sterol transporter activity
Source: RefSeq, a predicted model, not a curated record